This is a messenger RNA of Tremella mesenterica DSM 1558, 1263 nucleotides long. RefSeq lists its product as uncharacterized. NCBI's taxonomy places the organism in Eukaryota, Fungi, Basidiomycota, Tremellomycetes, Tremellales, Tremellaceae. The record is from RefSeq and is a predicted model, not a curated record. Bases 1 to 1263 code for a protein of 420 amino acids. The transcript has 5 exons.
AUGUGGGAUGGAUUAUCAAAUUUUGGUUGGAGUUGGAGUUGGGGUAAGAAUAAAGGACAAGAUUAUGUUCCUAUGACCAAUAGAGAUAGAUCUUCAUCAUAUAAAUUUUCAAUCAUCAAAUUCCUUCCUUCUAUCUUACUUUUAACAAUAGGUGUUCUGAUAGGUUCACAACAUCCAUAUUACCUUUCUAUUUAUUCACGUCGUUCUUCAAUCCCUAUAUCUUAUUUACCUAGAUCAUUACCACCACCACCAGAUACAAAAAUCCCACCUUCUUCAUCACUUCCAAUACCAUUAGAACCUAUACCUAAUUUAGUACAUUAUGUCUAUGGUUUAGCACCUACACAAGAAGAAUUCCCUUAUUUCGCUUAUCUGGCAAUGAGGAGCGCUUUGCAAGUUUUAAAACCGGAAAAAGUCUUGUUUCAUUGUUUGAAUGAACCUAGGGGUUAUUGGUGGGAUAGAGUGAGAGGUUGGGAAGGGUGGAUUGAUGAAGGAGGUGAGAAAAAAGGUUUGGUAGAGGUCGUUAAAGCUAGAGAUGUGGAGUGGAUUGGGAAAGAUCAAAAACCUGUUAAACAUUACGCGCAUAAAGCGGAUAUCAUAAGAUUAGAAGUAUUACUCGAAUACGGAGGAAUAUACCUAGACAUAGAUACUUUCAUCCUUCGUCCUUUCAUCCCACAUUCUUUAUUACUUCACGAUACAAUAAUGGCACUCGAAGCUCAUUCCCUUUCUUUCCUACGUCCUCUUCAUUCAGAUGAUGAAAUGUCUCCAAAAGGUUUAUGUAACGCAAUCAUCAUUUCUAGAAAACAAUCAAUUUUCUUAAAACGUUGGUUGGAAAGUUAUGACGAGUUCAACGAAAAUAAAUGGACCGAACAUUCCGUUGAAAUGCCAUGGACUUUAGCGAGAUUAUAUCCUACUACUAUAACUGUAUUAUCUGAAAGAACUUUUUUUUGGCCUUUAUGGACGGAUGAUCAUAUUUAUUCAGUUUAUGAAACAAAGGAAUAUGAUUUUGAAAAAUCUGGUCAACUUGCAUAUCACGCAUGGGAAUCAAUGGCAAAAUCUCAUUUAUCAACCCUGAACCCUCAUACUAUAUCGACCAUUGAUACUUCUUUCACCAGGAUGGCAAGACGAUAUCGUGAACCAGACGAAGAGAGACGAUGGCUGGCUCAUCUGGCUCGAGAGGAAGGUAAAAUGGAAGAAGAUUAUGACAAGAGGGAGUAUUCACAUCGGACGAAGAGGGUAUAUCAGGGGGAGAACAUGACAUACUGA